AUGACUAUUGGUGGUCGUGGAUUGCAACGUUUUCAUUACAAUCUUGGUCCUUCCCCGGAGGAAAUUCAUCCGCUACCAGUGAAGGUGCCUUAUUGUCCUCAAGAAGUACCGGAAUAUGACAACGCAAUAAAAAGAUUGACAAAAUUCUUUGUGGGAAAACGCAAUGACCGUAUUGAACUAGAGGUAUUUCGUUCCCUGAAACAAAAGAAUGAAGAAACAUUCAACAACUAUUUGUUACGGCUUCGUGCACAGGCGGCGCGAUGCGAGUUCAAGGACAGGGAAGAGAAAGAAAUUCAUCAGCAAGUCACUAUGGGGGCGCGUGACGAGCGUGUGCGAGACAAAGGACUGGAGGAUGUGAUGAACCUGGACGAAAUUAUUAGUUACGCGGUCAAUCGCGAGAUUCUCAUCAGACAGAAGGAAAAAUCAAAGCCUUUUAGAGAUGAAUUACCUUCCGGUUCUGUGGCAACUGUAAAACAGGAAUGGGCAUCGCGUUCUCGGAUGAAGAGUGGUACGAAAUAUUCUGAAUUUAACAGAGAAAACCAGCGAGAACGUUACCAAGCGGAGUGUGGUCGAUGCGGCUCAUACAGACACUCUUCGUACUCAUCUAUUUGCCUGGCUCAAAAAGCCCGGUGUAAUCAGUGUCGCCGAAUUGGGCACUUCGUCCGGAAGUGUCGUGAAGCAGACCGAAAAAGGGCAUCACUUGGAAGCGAACGACUGAUGAAGCAAACUCGUUGCGGGAUGAUAGUGGCUGGAUUGAAGAGCUUCCCCGUCGUUCUAAAUCGGAGGAUAUAUCCAAGAGAUACCAAGUUCCCUGUAAUGAUGGCAUCGUAACGUGUUUGGUUGGCAGUUGCCUGGUGGAUUUUUUGGUUGACUCCGGCUCAUCAAUCCGGCUCAUCUCGGUUAAUCCAUCGAAACCAAAUAGUUACGC
This is a messenger RNA of Wyeomyia smithii (pitcher-plant mosquito), 928 nucleotides long. RefSeq lists its product as uncharacterized. The record is from RefSeq and is a predicted model, not a curated record. Bases 1 to 831 code for a protein of 276 amino acids. The transcript has 2 exons. Lineage: Eukaryota; Metazoa; Arthropoda; Insecta; Diptera; Culicidae.